AUGAAUCUUGACUCCUAAGGUAAAAACGAAACAACAAAAACAAAAUCAGCUUCUCUUUUUGCUCCUUUGUAUUUGAACUAACUUCAGAAAAGCAUGUUUCAGAAAAUAAUUCUCACAUUUUACCUAGUAAGCACUCCCCAAAAUGAUGACUAGGAAAUAAUUCUUCUGGAAAUAAUAGUACUGAGAAUUCAAAAGAGGAGCAGUUGUUCUGUGAGCAGUGGGAUGGCCAGAGCCAUUUUAGUCACAAGUGCAGAACAGCAUCUGUGGAAGCCCACACUUCCAGAUUGUGAUGAUACCUGCUGGUUGCCAUGGCAGGUGUAAAGCAGUGUGGGCCAUUGCCAGCUCACAAUGGGAACCUGAACUCUGGUUCUAUAAAUGUAAUUACCUGAAGCAGUCAGCAGUCCAAAAUUGAUUUCUCUUCACCUUCAUGUUAUAUUCUUGGAAUGAUAAAGGUCUGGAAGAAGGGUUGGCAAACAACUGCCCGUGGGCCGAGUCUAACCUGCUACCUAUUUUGUCCUGAUCACAACUCAAGAAACCAAUGUGGAGAUUUUGCCAUCCACCAAGAUAUCCAUUUGAAUCAGACGUUUGGAGACUAGACAAAUGACUACAGGCUGUGUCCAUGGAAUAAGUGAUCUCACUCUGAGUUGGAUCCGGGACAGGACUACAUUUAUCAUCUUACUCCCAUACCCAUCAAUCUAAUAAGGCUGGAACUAUAUCUGCGAAGAACUCUGCUUUCCUGCUCCCAGCUGCGAACGCCGCCCUCCACACGUGGCCCUGCAGCUGUUUGAGUGCAAUGGUCUUUCGAUCCAGGUACAUCUGCCAGCACACAUAUCUACCACGGCCUGGAUCAUCUGUUGCGGAUCAUCCACUCCACUCUCAGACGCUGCAGAGAUAGGAACAGUCCAACCAGCUGGGCGUCCUCUUCAGCCUGUUUUCUCCAAAGACUGACCUCCCGCUGGCCUCUUCUUCCCACUGUGUCUGCAGAUACUCUUUAACAUUUUCUUUGAGGAGUGUACAUACGGUUGGGGACAGAAGAGAAUGGUGAUCAAGGCAUUUCAGAUGGAAGCCGUUUAUGGCACUGGAAACAUUUAUGAGCUACUCUACUCCACUUUGACUGUAGUGUGACAUCCCUGCCUGCCUGAGGAAGAAACAAUGAGCAGGGACUGCAACUGCAGACAAGUGUCACCCAGAAGCCACAAGUUUCUGUAAGCAUCAGGCCUACAGACUACCCAAGGCAUAGCAAUGGCAUUAUCUCUGGAAGAAUUCGUCCACUCUCUGGACCUCAGGACCCUACCCAGGGUUCUAGAAAUCCAGGCAGGCAUCUAUUUUGAAGGCUCUAUUUAUGAAAUGUUUGGAAAUGAAUGCUGUUUCUCGACAGGAGAAGUGAUUAAAAUUACUGGUCUCAAAAUUAAGAAGAUCAUAGCUGAAAUUUGUGAACACAUUGAAGGUUGUGAGUCUCUACAGCCAUUUGAACUGCCUAUGAAUUUUCCAGGUCUUUUUAAGACUGUGGCUGAUAAAACUCCAUAUCUUACUAUGGAAGAAAUCACAAGGACCAUUCAUAUUGGACCAAGUAGACUAGGGCAUCCUUGCUUUUAUCAUCAGAAGGAUAUAAAACUAGAGAACCUCAUCAUAAAGCAAGGUGAGCAAAUCAUGCUCAACUCAGUUGAAGAGAUCGAUGGAGAAAUAAUGGUGAGCUGUGCAGUGGUAAGGAAUCAUCAAAAUCAUUCAUUUAAUAUGCCUUUGUCACAAGAAGGAGAAUUCUACGAGUGUGAAGAUGAACGUAUUUAUACUCUAAAGGAGAUUGUUGAAUGGAAGAUUCCCAAGAACAGAACACGAACUGUAAAACUUACAGAUUUUUCAAAUAAGUGGGACUCAAUGAAUCCAUUUCCUAAAGACUUUUAUGGUACCCUGAUUCUCAAGCCUGUUUAUGAAAUUCAAGGUGUGAUGAAAUUUCGAAAGGAUGUAGUCCGCAUCCUCCCCAGUCUAGAUGUCGAAGUCAAAGACAUCACUGAUUCUUCUGAUGCUAACUGGUUUCUUCAGCUGUUAUCAACACAAGACCUUUUUGAAAUGACCAGUAAAGAGUUCCCCAUAGUGACUGAAGUCAUAGAAGCACCUCAAGGAAACCACCUGCCCCAAAGCAUUUUACAGCCUGGAAAAACCAUUGUGAUUCACAAAAAGUACCAGGCCUCAAGAAUCUUAGCUUCAGAAAUUAGAAGCAAUUUUCCUAAAAGACACUUCUUGAUCCCCACAAGCUAUAAAGGCAAGUUCAAGCGGCGACCGAGGGAGUUCCCAACGGCCUAUGACCUAGAGAUCGCUAAGAGUGAAAAGGAGCCUCUUCAUGUGGUGGCCACCAAAGCCUUUCAUUCCCCUCAUGACAAGCUGUCAUCUGUAUCAGUUGGGGACCAGUUUCUGGUGCAUCACUCAGAGAUGGCUGAAGUCCUGUGUGAGGGAAUAAAAAAAGUGGUGAAUGUUCUGGCCUGUGAAAAAAUUCUCAAAAAAUCCUAUGAGGCAGUGCUGCUCCCUUUGUACAUGGAAGGAGGUUUUGUAGAGGUGAUUCAUGAUAAGAAGCAGUACCCAAUUUCUGAGCUCUGUAAGCAGUUCCGCUUGCCCUUCAAUGUGAAGGUGUCUGUCAGGGAUCUUUCCAUUGAAGAGGACGUGCUGGCUGCUACACCAGGACUGCAGUUGGAGGAGAACAUCACAGACUCUUACCUACUCAUAAGUGACUUUGCCAACCCUGCGGAGUGCUGGGAAAUUCCUGUGGGCCGCUUGAAUAUGACUGUUCAGUUAGUUAGUAAUUUCUCUAGGGAUGCAGAACCAUUUCUAGUCCGGACUCUGGUAGAAGAGAUCACUGAAGAGCAAUAUUACAUGAUGCGGAGAUAUGAAAGCUCAGCCUCACACCCUCCACCUCGCCCUCCCAAACACCCCUCAGUAGAAGAAACAAAGUUAACCCUGCUAACCUUAGCAGAAGGAAGGACUGCGGACCUGCCCAAGUCUCCCAAGGAUGUUAUAUGCUGAUGGACCAGUCAAGAUUACAUGUUCUGCUCUGGAGAUAGGUAUGUACUUCAUUCAGUUCACAUGGACUAAAAAGCAAGAGGGAUGUCACUUAAAUGAGAGUUUGGACUUUGCUGGAAGAAGGGGAAAUGCAAAUAGGGGAGAUAAUAUUUUUUAAUACUUUAAGUUCUGGGAUACAUGUGCAGAGCAUGGAGGUUUGUUACAUAGGUAUACACAUGCCAUGGUGGUUUGCCACACCCAUCAACCUGUCAUCUACAUUAGGUAUUUCUCCUAAUGCUAUCCCUCCCCUAGACUCCCACCCCCAACAUGUCCCAGUGUGUGAUGUUCCCUUCCCUGUGUCCAUGCGUUCUCAUUGUUCAACUCCCACUUGUGAGUGAGAACAUGUGGUGUUUGGUUUUUCUGCUGAGAAUGAUGGUUUCCAGCCUGACUCAUGUACCUGCUAAGGACAUGAACUCAUCCUUUUUAUGGCUGCAUAGUAUUCCUUGGUGUAUAUGUGCCACAUUUUCUUCAUACAGUCUGUCAUUGAUGGGCAUUUGGGUUGAUUCCAAAUCUUUGCUAUUGUGAACAGUGCUACAAUAAACAUACAUGUGCAUGUGUCUUUAUAGUAAGAAUGAUUUAUAAUCCUUUGCAUAUAUACCCAGUAAUGGGAUUGCUGGGUCAAAUGAUCCUUGAGGAAUCACCACACUGUCUUCCACAACAGUUGAACUCUAAUUUACACUCCCACCAACAGUGUAAAAGCAUUCUAUUUCUCUACAUCCUCUCCAGCAUCUGUUUUUUUCCUCACUUUUUGAUGAUCAUCGCUCUGACAAGAUGAUAUCUCAUUGUGGUUUUUAUUUGUAUUUCUCUACUGACCAGUGAUGAUGAGGUUUUUUUCAUGUUUGGUGGCCACUUAAAUGUCUUCUUUGGAGAAGUGUCUGUUUAUAUCCUUUGCCCAUGUUUGGAUGGGGUUGUUUCUUUCUUGUGUAAAUUUGUUUAAAUUCUUUGUAGAUUCUCAAUAUUAGCCCUUUGUCAGAUGAAUAGAUUGCAAAAAUUUUCUCCCAAUGAGUAGGUUGCCUGUCCACUCUGAUGAUCGUUUCUUUUGCUGUCCACAAGCUCUUUAGUUUAAUGAGAUCCUAUUUGUCAAUUUGGGCUUUUGUUGCCAUUGCUUUUGGUGUUUUAGUCAUGAAGUCCUUGCCUAUGCCUAUGUCCUGAAUGGUAUAGCCUAGGUUUUCUUCUAGGGUUUUUAUGGUUUUAGGUCUUACAUUUAAGUCUUUAAUCUAUCUUGAGUUAAUUUUUGUACAAGGUGUAAGGAAGGGGUCCAGUUUCAGUUUUCUGCAUAUCGCUAGCCAGUUUUCCCAACAGCAUUUAUUAAAUAGGGAAUUCUUUCCCCAUUGCUUGUUUUUGUCAGGUUUGUCAAAGAUUGGUUGGUUGUAGAUGUGUGGCAUUAUUUCUGAGGCCUCUGUUUUGUUCCAUUGGUCUAUAUAUAUGCUUUGGUACCAGUACCAUGUUGUUUUAGUUACUGUAGCUUUACAGUAUCAUUUGAAGUCAGGUAGCAUGAUGCCACCAACUUUGUUCUUUUUGCUUAGUAUUGUCUUGGCUAUCUGGGGUCUUUUUUAGUUUCAUAUCAAAUUUAAAGUUGUUUUUUUCUCGUUCUGUGAAAAAGUCAAUGGUACCUUGAUGGGGAUAGCAUUGAAUCUGUAAAUUACUUUGGGCAGUAUGGCCAUUUUCACAAUAUUGAUUCUUCCUGGUUAUGAGCAUGAAAGAGGAGGUGGAGUGGCCGAAUAGGAACAGCUCCAGUCUGCAGCUCCCAGCGAGAUCAAUGCAGAAGGAGGGUGAUUUCUGCAUUCACAAUUGAGGUAACAGGGUCAUCUUAUUGGGACUGGUUGGAUAGUGGAUGCAGCCCACAAAUGCUGAGCCAAAGCAGGGUGGGGUGUUGCCUCACCCAGAAAAUGCAGAGGGUUGGGGAACUUCCUCCCCUAGCAAAGGGAAGUUAUGAGGGACUGUGCUGUGGGAAACAGUACAUUCCAGCCUGGAUACAACCCUUUUCCCACAGUCUUUGCAACCCGCAGACUAGUAGAUUACCUCGGGGCCCUGGUUUUCAAGCACAAAACUGAGUUGUCCUUUGGGCAGACACCAAGCUAGCUGCAAAAGUUGUCUUUUUUUUUUUUUGUACCCAUCUGGUACCUGGAAAGCCAAAGACAGAAUCGUUCACUCCCCUGAAAAGGGGACUGAAGCCAGGGAGCCAAGUGAUCUAGCUCAGUGGAUUCCCACCUCCAUGGAGCCCAGCAAGCUAAGAUCCACUGGCUUGAAAUUCUCUUGAAAUUCUUGCUGCCAGCACAGCAGUCUGAAGUCAACCUGGGAUGCCCCAGCUUCUUGGAGGGGGUGGGGCAUCCAUCAUUACUGAGGCUUGAGUAGGCAGUUUUCCCUUCUCGGUGUAAACAAAACUGCUGGGAAGUUCAAACUGAGUGUAGCCCACCACAGCUCAGCAAACUGCUGUAGCCAGACAGCCUCUCUAGAUUCCUUCUCUCUGGGCAGAGCAUAUUAUCGGUGCAGCUUCAGCAGACUUAAAUGUUCCUGCCAGUCAGCUCUGAAGAGAGCAGUAGAUUUCCCAGCACAGUGCUCGAGCUCUGCUAAGGGACAGACUGCCUCCUCAAGUGGGACUCUGAUCCCCAUGCCUCCUGACUGGGAAACACCUCCCAGCCGGGGUGGACAGACACUGCACACAGGAGAGCUCCAGCUGGCAUCUGGCAGGUGCCCCUCUGGGACAAAGCUUACAGAGGAAGAAACAGGCAGCAAUCUUUGCUCUUUGGCAGCCUCUGCUGGUGACACCCAGGCAAACAGGCUCUGAAGUAGACCUCCAGCAAACUCCAGUAGACCUGCAGCAGAGGGGCCCAACUGUUAGGAAAACUAACAAACAAAAGGGAAUAGCAUCAACAUCAACAGAAAGGACAUCCACAUAGAAAACCAUCUGAAGGUCUCAAAUAUCCAAGACCAAAGGUAGAUUAAAUCCAUGAAGAUGAGGGGAAAAAAACAGUGCAAAAAGGCUAAAAAUUCCAAAAACCAGAAAGCCUCUCCUUAUCUAAAGGAUCACAACCUCCUCGCCAGCAAGGGAACAAAUUAGACAGAGAAUGAGUUUGAUGAAUUGACAGAAGUAGGCUUCAGAAGGUGGGUAAUAACAGACUCUGCCGAGCUAAAGGAGCAUGUUCUAACCCAAUGCAAAGAAGCUAAGAAUCUUGAAAAAGGUUAGAGGAAUUGCUAACUAGAAUAACCAGUUUAGAGAAGAACAUAAGUUACCCGAUGGAGCUGAAAAACAUAGCAUGAGAACUUUGUGAAGCAUAUACAAGUAUCAAUAGCUGAAUCAAUUAAGCAGAAGAAAGGAUAUCAGAGAUUUUAAGAACAACUUAAUAAAAUAAAGCAUAAAGACAAGAUUAGAGAACAAAGAAUAAAAAGGAAUGAACAAAGCCUUGAAGAAAUAUGGGACUAUGUGAAAAGACCAAACCUACGUUUGAUUGGUGUACCUGAAAAUGACAGGGAGUAAGGAACCACGCUGGAAAACAGUCUUCGGGAUGUUAUCCAGGAGAACUUCCCCAACCUAGGAAGGCAGGCAAACAUGCAAAUUCAGGAAAUAUGGAAAACACCACAGAGAUACUCCUUGAGAAGGGGAACUCCAAGACACAUAAUUGUCAGAUUCACCAAGGUUGAAAUGAAGGAAAAAGUGUUAAGGGCAGCCAGAGAGAAAGGUCAAGUUAACCACAAAGGGAAGCCCAUCAGACUAACAGCAGAUCUCUUGGCAGAAAACCUACAAGCCAGAAGAGACUGGUGCCAAUUUUCAACAUUCUUAAGGAAAAUAAUUUUCAACCUAGAAUUUCAUAUCCAGCCAAAAUAAUUCUUUACAGACAAGCGAAUGCUGAGAGGUUUUGUCAGCACCAGUACCCCCUAACAAGAGCUCCUGAAGGAAGCACUAAAUAUGGAAAGGAAAAACUGGUACCAGCCACUGCAAAAACAUACCAAAUUGUAAAGACCAUUGACAGUAUGAAGAAACUGCAUCAACUAAUGGGCAAAAUAACCAGCUAGCAUUAUGAUAGCAGGAUCAAAAUCACACAUAACAAUAUUAACCUUAAAUGUAAAUGGGCUAAAUGCCCCAAGUAAAAGACACGGACUGGCAAAUUGAAAAAUGAGUCAAGACCCAUCAGUGUGCUGCAUUCAGGAGACCCAUUUCACAUGCAAAGACACACAUAGGCUCAAAAUAAAGAGAUAGAGCAAGAUUUACCAAGAAAAUGGAAGGCAGAAAAGAAAGGGGGGAAUUGCAAUCCUAGUCUCUGAUAAAACAGACUUUAAACCAACCAAAAUCACAAAAGACAAGUGCAUUACAUAAUGAUAAAGGGAUCAAUGCAACAAGAAGAGCUAACUAUACUAAAUAUACAUGUACCUAAUGCAGGAGCACCCAGAUUCAUAAAGCAAGUUCUUGGAGACCUACAAAGAGACUUAGACUCCCACACAAUAAAUAGUGGGAGAGUUUAAUGCCCCACUGUCAAUAUUAGACAGAGUAAUGAGACAGAAAAUUAACAAGUUUAUUCAGAGGAGAUACAUUUUUGAUGGAAAAGUUAUCAUAGGAGAAGUAUACUUUUAGAGCUGCUCCUUAUGAAACAGAAAUUUUUUAACUAUUAGGAAAAUUGAAGCUAUAUAAAACAGUAUAAUUAGAACAUUAUCUUUACAGGUGGUCUCAUUUAAAUGACUCUUACUGGUGGAGCAACUAAAGGCCAGAGAGGUCAUGAAAUGUUUUCUAUAUUAUGCAGCUUUAACUAAUUUGAUUUGCAGAUUGACAAGCUCCACUAUUUUUGAUAAAAAGGGAUUUUGAGCUUCAAUUCAUACCCAUAUUAUAGCACUUACUACACAACAUUAGAAAUACGGGUUUUCACUGGAGCUCUUUUAAUCAGAGAGGGUAUCUUAUUCUGUGGAAUGUAGUAUAUUUUUCAGUGACUUAAAAUUUUAUUUGGUAAAUUAAUGAGCAAAAUAAAAUGAGUGAUGAUUAACUCCAUAGGAUUGGCAAAUCCAGAAGACUAUGUUAAUCUAAUCAUCUCUUCCCCAAAACUGACUUGAAAAUGCUACUUGUAUGUCUCUGUCUCUGGAAGAUAAUGCAUAAAUAAAUUCAAACUUGAUGUGAAGUCACUGAGAGAUUUGAGGAUGGUGUGACGUUAAGGGGCAUGUAUCUAAACUGAGACUCUAUUUGAAGAUAUAGUUUAUCAUUGUUUAAUGCCUAAAGAAUGAUCAGUCAGGGAGAAGGGCUUUUAAUUCCUUCUGAAAGAUGAUAAAGUCAAAAGUAAGUGAGGUCAGGCACUUAGAGGAAUAUGUUGAACCCUGAAUGUGCUCAGUAACUAUCUUUUUGAUGAACUGACUGAUCCUCACAUGUAGGCAGUCUGCAGUUUCAGUUUGCUGGAGAAAUUUUUCUUCAUGGAGGCUCUGCCUUGUUUCUCAGGAGAGAGAGAAUGUUGUAAUAACUUAGUAUGUGCCUCCUGCAGAUGUAACACAUGAAGUUGCUCCUGAAUUAGAUGAAUCUUCUUCUGUGCAAUAUAAUAAAAUUAGCAUCAUAAAAUGAAAGCUUGGGUUCAAGCAAAUUGAUAGAUUUUAUUUCUUUAUUCUCCAAUUUCUUCCAUUUUGUUAAAAAAUUUUUUCUACUUGAGUGACUUUUAGUACUAGACUUUAAUAAACAAUAUAGUCAGGCUGGAUGAAGUACUUACUGUCAUAUAUAACUUACUAAAAAUAAAAUACAAAACUGCACACAUAAGGAAAAUGAAACAUUACACUCUGGGGACUUCCUUUUAAUGAACAUAUGGCUUAUAUAUGACAAAAAAGAAAAAAAAUCGCUGUUGUGGCAUACUGUAGGAUGUCUGCCUGCUCUAAAUGGGCUGGCAAAUUUUAAAAAAUUAAACAUGAGAAAUGUUCAAAUUUAUCCAAUAAGUAGACUCCCUGAAAGAGGUAUCGUCUAUAAUCACAUUAAAUGUAAAUGGAUAAACACUUCAAUAAAAGGCAGAAAUUGUUAGACUGAAUAAAAGAAAUUGAGACCCAACUACACAUUGUCUACAGAUAAUGUAUUUUAAUUAUAAAAACACAUGUUGACAGUAAAAGAAUGGAAACAGAUGUUCGUUGAUUAUAUAUAUAAAUCUACCAUUGAGAAGGAGGAAAACUAGCUCAUUUAAAAAAAUCCAGUUGAGUUCCAAAUUCAUUUUCUAUAUUUUGUGCUAUAGGGAAGAUUAUCUGAAGACAUCUUUCUUUUAUAUUUGCUUCUGUUUGUUAGAUAGAACUGACUGAUUUGCUACAUUUGAGCAUGGGUUUUGAAAUAUACAUUCAUACAUAUAAUUAUUUAUUCACUCAAUAAUUCCUCCAGCAUUUGCUGAAAAAUGCCUUCAGCACUGAGAAUGCAUUGAGAUUUCUACAUUCAUUUUAGGUGUAUCUUCAUUUAACAAAAUUCUGGAAACUAACCCAGUUGUGUUUUUGCAUUUGUACAUUUGUCAAGUUCCAACUUUUGUGAUCGUAAGUAGAACAGCAUUCCUACAAUCUUGAUUGUGCAAAGAGUAGAUUCUUGUGAUUCAUAUGUUGAGGAGCCUAUUCACCCCUCUGGAAACAAUUAUAGAAUUCUGGAUGUCUUCGGCCUUUCCACAUGUACUCUAAAAUGAAAAAGCGAUCUUUAGCAAAUUCUAUUCAGAGAACCCAAGUGGUGUUUUAAAAGUAGUAAACAAAUAACCACUCUUUUUAUCAUGUAAAUAAUUCUUAAUUGAAUAUGCAAGCCUGGAAGAAUGUAUAGAUAACCAAGCCUAGCUCAAGCACAGUGGUAUUCAUCCAUCAUCUGGUAAGCAGCCCUUGCUUUCCAGCUCUCAGUCCAGCACUAAAAACAGUUUUCAUAAUCUUAAAGAGUAAUUAGCAUGCUAAUCCCAGAUAGCCAGAAUUGUCUUUUUAAUUAACAAUAGAAUUGUUUGAAUAAAGAUUUAGUCCUUAUUAGGCUAUCUAGUCAUACGACAAAUCUUUUCUCGGUCUUAUAUUUUCAGCCCUGGAAAUUUUCAUUGAAAAAUGUGUUUUCCUGAAUGUAAUAUCUCAGGUAUUAUUAUGAAGAAUGGCCUAUAUAUAAAAGUGGCAUAAUAUUAUUUGAAACAUCUCUGCCACAAAUUGUAAAUCAAUAUAGUAAACCUAAAGCAACCUCUAAAAAUAGAUAAAUGAGGUAAAGCUAAUAAGAUAAUUGUAUAGACAAAGCAAAAUCUGAAAAUAUUUGCAAUUAAUGCAAGGCAGGAAAUAAGUAAAAAAGUAAAAAUGAAACAAGCAGAAAAAAAACCAAGGUGUUAAAUUUAAACUUAAACACAUUAAUAACCACUUUAUUAAUGGGUAAAUACUCCAAUUUAAAAGCAGAAAUUUUCAAUAUAAGUAAAAAAUACUCAAUUGUAUGCUGAAUGCUGCCUACAGAAAGUGUAUUGUAAAAAUAAAAAUGCAGAAAGGUUAAAAGUGAAAGAAUGAGAAAAGAUAUAUAAUUGAAACAUUAUUCAAAAGAAAGCUGGAGACGCUAUAUAACAGACUUUAGGGCAAGAAAUAUUAAGAUAUAAAGAGGGAAAUUUUGUAACAAUAAUGAUCAAUUCAUCAAGAAGAUAUCACACUUCUUAUAUGUGUAUGCAAAUGUUAAAAUACAUGAAAUAAAAACAUUAAUGUAAAAAGAUAAAUAUGGAAAUCCACAAUUGUAGUUGAAAAUUUCAAUUUUCUCUAACAGUAAUUGAUAGAGAAAGUUUUUAAAAAGUUAGCUCAUGGAAUAAGUGAACAAACUGUCAUCUGAAUUGACCUAAGUGAUUUUAUAGAACACUGCAUUCUAAAAGAAUUUCUAAAAAAAAAAAAAAACGCAUUCCUCACAAAUAAAAGAAAAUUCACCAAGACGUAUAGCCAAUAUCUGUGUUAGUUAUCUAUUGUUGCAUAACAAAUUUUACCGAACUUAAUAAGUAAAAACAACAAACAUUCAUUAUGGCACAGUUUCUGUGAGUCAAGAAUCUGGGAGCAGCUUAACUGGGUGGUUCUGGCUAUGGGUCUUUUAUGAUGCUACUGCAGUUAAGAUAUCAGCCGGGGCUACACUCAUCAAAAUUGCUGACUCAGAGGGUUUCCACUUUCAAGGUCAUUCACCUGCCUUGGGGCAGCUCCAGAUGCUCUGCUCCAAGGUCAGUCACAUGAGCCUCUGCACGGAACAGUCACCCAAAAUGGCAACUGGCUUGCUCCCCCACCAACCCGCGAGUGAGAGGCCCAAGAAAGAGUAUCUAAGACAGAAGCUGUAGUCAUUUUAUAGCCUAAUUUCAGAAGUGAGAUUCCAGCACAUCUGCCUUAUUCUAUUUCCUAGAACUAUUCGCUAAAUGCAGCCUACAAUCAAAGUCAGGGGUUUCACAAGGACCUGAAUGCAGGAACCAGUGAUUACUGGUGGAUCAUCUUAAAAGCUGCCUACCACAGAAUAUAUGCUGGAACAUAAAAAAGUCUUGAAAAAUUUAGAAGCAUAGACAAAUUAUGGAGGUGCAUUCAUUGGCAACAAUAGAAUUGAUUAGAAAUAAAUGACAAAAAGUUAUACAGAAAAAUCCCCUGUUAUUUGGCAUUUGUUCAUAUACUUUUUAAAAAUGCAUGGGUCAAAGACAAAAAAUACAAAGAAAAUUAGAAAAUAAUUUAAACCAAUUGAAAAGAAAACAAUAUUCUACUGAAAAUGAAAACAAAAAUGUCAGAGAUACAUAUAUCUGGCAAAGUGCUUGAAUUUGUUAUAUACUUAAUAAACUCUUGACAAUAAGACAAACACAAUUUAAAAGUGAGAGAAAGAUUUGACCAGUCAUUUUACAAAAAGAACGUAAAUGACUCUCAAAAGCAUUAUGCUUUGCCACAGAAGCCAGAUAUUAAAGAGCAAAUACUGUAUAAUUUCAUUCAUACUGAAUUAUAGAAAGGCAAAACAGAAGAUCAUUUGUUGCCAGGGGUGAAGAAUAUUAACUGCAAAAAAAUGCAUGAAAUAAUUUUUGGGGGUGAUGGGAAAAAAUUCAGGGAAUAAGAUCAAACCCAGAGUGCUGCCAGUAGAAUUUCUGGCCACAGGCUCACGAUCAAACUAAAGCUAUGGUUGUAAUUUGGUUGUGAUUUCAGGAAAUUGUGGAAGAGGGUCUCAUUUUUUCUCUCAGUAGAAAAUGCUUCUAAGAAUUUUAAGGACAAGAUUCUGACUCUCUCUGCUGUGAGCUUCUGCAUCUUCACAAGUAACCCCAAAUAGAGAAAGACUCCACUCAGAGAAAUAGGUGGAUGUCACUUUUGUCUAAUGAAUUUGAUUAUAAUUUGUACAUAGUCCACAUAUUUUAAAAGGAAUUAUAAUGGCUUGUACUGAAAGGAACAGAUACUGCUCAAAACAUAAAAAGGCUUUUGAGUCCCCAACUUCCGAUGGGCAGGAAGCAGGCUAAGGGCACUACUCAGCUGCAAACGUGGGUCAUUUCUUAAGGAACAGAAGGAUGACUCAGAGGGUAGUGACUAGAGUUCAUAGUGAGUGGCCAGGCGUGUGUGACCACCCCAGGAACAUAUUUGGGUCCCAGUCAACAUAUACCCUACCUUCUGAGCCAGGUGAAAUGGUAGCUUGUUUCUACUGGAUCUCAGAAUUUUGUCAUCCCAGUGACUGCAAUGUUGUCACUGCAAUGCAGGACUCAUAUUGUCCUGCCUCUUUUUAAGUGGAGGUAUGUAUUGUGGCUCCCUAGAUCAUGUCUCCUCAUUGUAAGGUGGAAAUGUGAGGGCAUGUAGCUUGUUUCUUUAUUUGAUGGUCUUCUGAUCAAGAGGAAGUUCCACCCUAAUCCGACUAGCCUCAUCCUAUUUGCUUUAGAAUCUAGUUGCUAAAUACAGCAGCUUUUCUUGAUUUACACGAUGAGAUUCUGAACUUAAAGUAUAAUACCGAUGGUGAUGAGACUUUGGGGAUUUAGGGAGAUUGGUAAGUGUAUUUUGAAAGUGAGAGGAAAAUGCAUCAUCCUUGGCUAGAGGACUAAGUGUGGCAGUUACUCUCCCAAAAUGGCCCCAGUGAACCUCUUUUGGUCUCAGUUCUACCAUAGUAGAUAUGUACUAUCUCUGUGAUUUGCUUUAAGCAAUUGGAUGUCGUACAAGUGACUCUGGGCCAGUUUCUGGUGUAAGCCAUAAGAAGGCCUGGUAGCUUCUGCUUUGCUUUUUAGGAUAACCCCAUGACGCUGUAUGAAAAUGUUGACUAUUUUGUUGGAGAGUCGAGUUGGAGAUGCAGUUGUCACAGCAUCCCAGCAGCUGAGCUGAGAUACUCAGCUUUCUGCACAAAGUGCCAGGCAUGUAGUGAGACAUCUUGGAUGUUACAGACCCAGUUAGCAUCUCGGCCCAUGGAGCUGGGCCUAGUUGAUUCACAAAAUAGUGGAGAUGAUAAAAUGAUGUUUUUUUAAGCUACUAAGUUUUGGGGUGAUUUGUUAUUCAGCCAUAGAAUACUGGGCCUCUAAUAUAAGUCACUCACUAUAUAAGAACAUAAGGUUCUAUUAAAUAUAAAUGAAAAAGUUUGCUAAUUUUGAUUUCCUCACUUUGAAUUUUACUAAUCUUAAAUAUUUUUCUCUGACAUAAAUUUUAUUGGUAGCCACCCAUAUUAGAGCUUUGUACAUUGUUGUUGUAUUGAUUACUAUUCUUUAGGUUUUUUUGGCUUCUUUAUUAAGGUUGUGUUUUUCAAAGUUAAGUGACAGUUUAAGCCAUUUAUAGAUCUUGGCAGGAAAGAUGAUACCAGAUGUCACAUAUGUGAUGAAAAUACCCAUAAUCUUCUUGUUGUCAUGAAAAUAUAUUUUUAAAAUCCUUUAGCAGAAGUUUAGAUAUGUACUGAUAUAUCUGUCAUAGGGAAACAGAUAAUUUUUAAGAUACAUAAAGUAUUUUUAAGAUUUCUAAACAUUUUUCGGUGUUCUUUUAAUGGUGAAAAUUGGAUAAAAAGGCUUAAAUACGUUCUAAAAAUGUAAAUUCUUCUUGUGGAAGUUUCUAGCAUUAGAACCUGGCAUAUUAGCCAAGAUGAAAUAUAUCUGGAGUCUUUGUGAUGAUCAAAAAGAGUGACUCUUUAAUAAGCUGAUACUCCAAAAACUUUCUGAUAGGUCUCAAUGCUUCCACAUCGGUUUAAUUAUAUGAGACUAUUAUAAAGAGCUACAUUCUUUGUCUUAUUCCCCAAGGAAGUACCUUCCAGGGCAUAAUUCUGUUCUCUUAUCAGCAAAAUCUUGGGAUUACCUCUAGCUUCUUAAUUAUUUUUCUAUUCUCAAAAUCAUGCAAAAAGUUACUUAGAAGCUUUAGGUACUUGGUUUGAGUCAGCAUAUCUCUGUAUGCAUACAGACACUGCAUUCUGGAACUUAUCCAGUGCUAUCUAGUUGAUUUAACCUAACUUCAUUUUUAUGUUAAGUAGGUCAUGACUGGCAGAGCCAAGAGAAAUCUAAUAAACAAAUGUUAACUUUCCAUAGAGUAGGAAUUUCUUCAAGACUGAGCUGCCCCCCAAAUGCCAUCAAAAUUAAAAAAAAAAAUCUCUAAAUUAUUCACCAGAAUUUCUUACAUUUUCAGACUUCUCUGGGAGUAUAAUCAUCAUAAUAAUAUUGGAUUUGAAAGAUCCUACUUUUCUUUUAAGGGAAGAGCCAUCAGGAUUAGAAUCUGUUGGCAAGUAUGCCUACUAAAUAGGUUGAGUGUGUCGUCUUUGGCAAGACAGAAACAAGAAGAUAUGUGAGCGAUUCCGGCUGUACAAAAAUAAAGUAUCACAUCCAAGUUCUUUCUAAAGGAUAACACCAAGACCUUGAUUUUUAAGCAAUUAAAUUGGAAUAAAAACACUUUUUUAGCUCAGAUACUAAACUAUUCCUUAAAAAUUCUUAGUGAACAGAUGAACACUCUGGAAAAUAGACCAAUUAUCCUGUUUCUCCAUUGUAUGUUGAGAAGAAACACAAUAAAAAGAAAAUUUAUAGAAAUCUAAAUGACCAAUAAAUGUACAAAGCCCUGCCUAAUCUCACUAAAAGUCAAGAAUAUGCAACAUUUUAAAUAAGAUAUUUUAAUUCACCAGGGGUGAAAAUGAACAAAAACACUUUUAAUUAAGCAAUCAGAAAGUAUGAAAAAAAAUUAUAUUGUGCUUUGUAUGUGUACUUUUGAGCUAGCAAUUCCACUUAACAUUAUCUGUCUUAUAAAAAAAAUACCCAUAUGUGCACUCAUGAGACUAAACAUUGUUGCACUAUUUCACAAAAUGGGCACAUGGAACCAAUCUAGGUAUCUAUUAAUAGGAGGAUGAUUAAAUAAAUGAGAAAAAUCUAUACUAUAAAGCAUUUUAGAAGAAUACAUUAAAGACAGAUUUAGAUAUAUUGAAGAAAAGGUGACCAAGAUAUUAAGUAAAAAAGCAAGUUGCAAAACAAAAUACUGUCUUUUUUAUUUUUUUAUUAUUAUUAGAACCUGCAGCUAUAUUACAUAGGUAUACACGUGCCAUGGUGGUUUGCUGCACCCAUCACCCCAUCAUCUACAUUAGGCAUUUCUCUUAAUGCUAUCCCUCCCCUAGCCAUACAUUUCCAUAUGAUUAUAUAUGCCUUAUGAUACUUGUAUAUGAUAUGAUGUACAUGUACCAUACUGAUUGCAGUAACCAUUGGGGAAGGAAGUGGAAGAUAUAGUGGGGCAAGGGCUAUACAUAUAAUAACUAUAAUUAUGGAGAAGUCAAAAGGAUGGGGGAAAAUCCAUGGUGUAACUUGAAAUAAUCUCAUCAUUGGUUUUAAGCAAUCAAUGCUUAAGUGAAUUGGAAUUAAUUAUUUUCACAGUUCUAACUUCCAACAUGACGUUUGUAUUUGGCAUAGAAUAUAAAGGUAACUUUUAAGGGCCUUUGUCUAAUGAACCAGAAAUAAAACUUUCCUAAAUCAAAACAACAAGCAUGAUUGGCUGUAGAGAAGAAUGCCGACUGCUUAAGCUUUGUGACUUUUAGCAUGUUGCCUCAUCUGUAUCACUCUCUCUUCACUUAUAAAUUGAGGGAUGAAAUGUAUUUAGUAAGUUCCUAGGAAAAAGCAAAGAACAUAUUGUUGGACAACAUUUCAUACACUUCCAAGCAAGAUCCACAAAAAAACAAACUGAUCUAUUUUCAUUUGUUCACAAUAAAUACACCAAUCUUAGAAGUUUAAAGCAACUCUUUCCAUGACUGACUAGAACAAUGUGAAGAAAGCUCAGGAGCACCAAUUCAAAUGACACAUAAUUAAAUUGCAUCCUAAAAAUAUUUGAUGGUAAUCUGUUUCUUUCCUCAUCACGUCUUUCAUUUGAAGUGUGGAUUUAAGAAAUAAAAAUAUGGACCCAAGUAUAAUUAAUGUUUUCAUAUUCCUGCAGAGUCCAAAGUUGACCAGAACACAGACAGCCAGCUAGCAAAAGAAGUUUGCAAAGUAAAUUGGAAAUGAACAUUGUCUUUUGGUGACGUGUUUGAAACACUGCAACAUUUGCUUUAUAGAUUGAGUUCAACAUUAUGUUGUCUCAAGUUGUAAGAUCUUCAGUGUCGAUCUUCAGGAUAAACAAGGAAGAUUGAUUAUGUGUACUAAGAGCUAGGAACGGGGAUGCCAAAGGGAUUAGAAGCUGUUAAUAGAAAGCAAAGCCAACAUUUAAAAGGUGAUAAUUUUGCAUACAUCAUCCAGCUACAUCAAGGUAACUGUACAAAUGAUGAGAGUAACUUGGGAACUUUUAUUUAUAAAUAUUUUAAUUUUUGGAAAAUAUUAAAUAUCCGAUCUAAAUAAUUGUCUGAAUGCAUGAAAUAAGUCAGCUAAUUGUGCUCUGUGAUUUCAAUAACCUGAAUUUUAAAAAUAUAAUUAAUAAUAUUUGAAGGUCUGUUUUACACUUUGCCUUUAUUGUUUUAUAAAAAAAAUUUUCCUCUUUUUUUUGAGGAAAAGGCAUACAUAUUUUAAAAGGAAGAAAUGAUUAGCAUCUCUAUUCUUUUGUUUUUGUUGCAAAAUACGGUUUCUUUUUAGGUAAGCCAACUCUCCCUUCAGAUUAGAAAACUGAUGAUGAAGCAAAAAUCUUUACACUUUGAAGUCAGAAGGAACAGCUUGCAGGGUUGACAGAGGCAAGGGGAGGGGAAUGUGCUUGGAGUUAUAAAGAAUCCAGAAACACAGCAUGAAAUUUAAGUUAGCUAGAAGGGAGGGAAGCUGAAUCCCUGAAAUUCAAAUAAUGUUAGUUAACAUUUAUUUUACUCUGUAAGUACACGUCUUCAAUUAAAGAAGUAUCAUGUUGUUCAUUAAUUUAUAAUCUGUGUGAAUUAAAAUUUAUUAAAUAUCUAGGCUUAGAAGUAAAUUGUGUGUUUGUGUGCAUGUGGGUGUAUAGUUUAGAGAAAGUGAUUGUAAGAAAGCAGCACAUGUAUUAACGAAUAUUUUGGAGGACCUCUAUCAUAAAUCAUCCACAGCUACUCACGAAAGAUUGUAUCAGACCCACUGAACAAAUAGUCAACAUGCCCCAUAAGGACUUUAGAUCAACUAUGGAUCACAUAUAUACAGUGGUCUCAUAAGAUUAUAAUGGAGCUGAAAAAUUUGUAUCACCUAGUGAGGUCGUAGCUGUCAUAACUGUGUAGUACAACACAUUACUCACUUGGUGGUGGUGGUGCUGGUGUAAAUCAACCUACUGCAUUGGCAGUGUUAUAAAACUAUAGCACAUACAAUUAUGUAUGGUAAAUAAAACUUGAUAAUGAUAAUAAAUGACUGUGUCACUGGUUGAUGGGAUAUAUUUUAUUAUUAUUUUAGAAUGUGUUCCUUCUGUUUAUUAAAAAAAAGUUAACUGUAGAACAGUCUCAGGCAGGUCCUUCUGGAGAUACCCCAGAAGAAGGCAUUGUUACCAAAAGAGUUGAUAACUUCAUGUGUACUAAUUACCCCAAAGCCCUUCCAGUGGGACAAGAUGUGAAGGUAAAAGACAGUGAUUCUGAAGACCGUGACCCUGUGGAGGCCUAUAUUUAUGUGUGCUCUUGUGUCUGAAAUACUAACAGUAAAAAUAAAAAUAAAAAUUUUAAACACUGAAAAAAAGCUUUUAGAACAAGGAUAUAAAGAAAAUAUUUGGCUGGGUGCAGUGGCUCACACCUGUAAUCCCAGUGCUUUGGGAGGCCAAGGCCAGCAGAUUGCUUGAGGUCAGGAGUUUGAGACCAGCCUGGCCAACAUGGUGAAACUGCAUCUUUGCUAAAAAUACAAAAAAUUAGCCAGGUCUAGUGGUGCACACUUGUAAUCCCAGCUAUUUGGGAGAUUGAGGCAGGAGAAUCACUUGGACCUGGGAGGUGGAGGUUGCAGUGAGUCGAGAUCAUGCCACUGAACUCCAAUCUAGGUGACAGAGUGAGAUUCUUACUCAAAAAGAAAAAACAAAGGAAAAAGAAAAUAUUUUUGUACAGCUGUACAGUGUAUUUGUAUUUUAAGCUGUAUUAUUAACAGAGUAAAAAAUUAAAACAUUGAUAAAGUAAUAAAGUUACAGUAAGCUAUUUAGUUUAUUGAAAAAAGAAAAUAUUUUAAUACAUUGAAUGUAGCCAAAGUUUACAGUGUUUAUAAAGCCUAGAAGAGCAUACAGUAAUGUCCCAGACUUUCGUAGUCACUCACACUAUUCACUCACUGACUCAUCCAAAGCAACUUCCAGUCCUUUGAGUUUCAUUCAUAGUCAGUGCCUUAUAUCAAUGGAAAAUAUUUAAUCUUUUAUAUCAUAUUUUUACUGUAUCUUUUCUAUGUUUAUAUAUGUUUUGCUACAAAAAUACCAUUGUGGGCUGGGCGUGGUGGCUCACGCCUAUAAUCCCAGCACUUUGGGAGGCUGAGGCGGAUGGAUCACGAGGUCAAGAGAUCGAGACCAUCCUGGUCAACAUGGUGAAACCCCGUCUCUAUUAAAAUACAAAAAUUAGCUAGACAUGGUGGCUCACACCUAUAGUCCUAGCAACUAGGGAGGCUGAGGCAGUAGAAUUGCUUGAACCCAGGAGGUGGAGGUUGCGGUGAGCCAAGAUCACGCCAUUGCACUCUGGCCUGGGUAACGAGAGAAACUCCAUCUCCAAAAAAUAAAAACAACUUACCAUGUGUUACCACUGUCUACAACAUUCAGUACAGGUACAUAUUCAUACAGGUUUGUAGCCCAGGAACAAUAGGCUAUCCUGUAUAUCCUACAUGUGUAGUAGGCUGUACCAUCUAUGUUUCUGUAAGAAUACUCUGUGGUGCUUGCACAAUGACAAAAUUGACUAACGAUGCAUCUCUCAAAAAUAUUCCUGUCAUUCAGUAAUGUGUGACUGUAUUUUAUAUUUUUAUUUACCUGAGGAAGAACAUUAUCUUAUGUAGAAGUAGAAUACAAAGGAGGCUAAAUCUGUUUAAUAACUCAUUAUUUGUGCCAAAAGUAUCAUCAAAUUAAAUGUUUAAAAUCAAAGAUUUCCAAAUGCUACUUAAUAGUUCAUGCUUCAUGUUUCAUUCAGCAAAACUGUUGGUUACAACAUCAAUCAGACAAAAAAGACACAUGGAAUGUGUGACUUUGGGGAUUCACGUUAUGCAUUAAAAAGAUAUAAAGAUAUAAGAAGAUAUUAAAGGAGAUAAGAGUGCAAUAUAAUGGGCCUGACUGAUGAUGAUUGAGAGUUUGUUAGAAUUGUGAUAUUAAGGCACCAUGGACAGAGAAUAUUAGACUGCAAUUUCCAAUAUGUACUGUCAAUUGAAAGUCAAGGCUGGGCACCAUAGCUCACACCCUUAAUCCCAACACUUUGGGAGGCCGACGGGGGCAAUCACAACGUCAGGAGUUCAAGACCAGCCUGGCAAACAUGGUGAAAACCUGUCUACUAAAAAUACAAAAAUUAGCUGGGUAUGGUGGUGGGUGCCUGUAAUCCCAGCUACUCAGGAGGCUGAGGCAGGAGAAUUGCUUGAAACUGGAAGGCAGAGGUUGCAGUGAGCAGAGAUCACACCACUGUGCUCCAUCCUGGGUGACAAGAGCUAAACUCUAUCUCAAAAAAUGAAAAGUCAGAUGCUUUGAAUUUUGGGUGCUAAAUUUUGUUCUGUUUGCUUCUCUAUUAGCCACUAGCCACUCCAUAAAGUCUUGCUCUAGAUUGAGUAUCAAUAAAAAUUUAAGAAUAAUUGUACAUUUUUCCCAGGAAUCCAUGCACUGCUUAUGGACUAUGAUAUAUUCUGAGAAAUGCAUCAUUAGGUAAUUUCAUUGUGUAAAUAUUAUAGAAUGUAUUUAAGCAAACCUAAGAUGGUAUAGCCUACUGCACAGCGAGGCUAUAUGGUAUAACCUAUUGAUUCUAAGCUACAAACCUGUACAUAAUUUUAUUGUACUGAAUACUGGAGGCAAUUCUAACACAGUGGUAAGUAUUGUGUAUCUAAACUUAUCUAGUUAUAAAAAAGCACAGUAAAAAUACAGCAUUAUAAUCUUAUGGAAUCACCAUUGUAUUUGUGAUUCUUUUUUGACUGAAUGUAAUGUGACACAUGACUGUAUACCCAGUCAAUUCAAAUUUUUAUGAAAUACCUUGAGUAGGCAUUCCUUACAUUUGGCAUUACAAAUUUCUUUUCAUUGUUUACAAACAGUCUUCAUUUGCAAUAACUUGUAAUAAUUCAUAAUUUACCACAACUGAAAUUGAAUCUCUGUGCCUCACAGCUAGUGAACUGGGGUCAGCUUCUUCAUCCAUUUUUUCUAGUUGGAAAUUCAUCCCAAUUUGGACUUUUAUUGUUCUCUCUUUAUCAUCUUCCAUCCAGUUACAUUCAUGACACGAUGAAAACUUUCUUGCAUUGUGAAAUACUUCGCAGACAAUAGUCAGCCAAUAAAGCUGGUGAGCAAUAAAGAGGUGGAAGAAAAUAACAAUUCUUAUCUCUCAAAUAACUUUAUACAUGAUUUUGACUUUGUGUUUUUAGAACCAUUGAGAGUCUGAAGAGACCUCUUAUAUUUUUUUCAUUCCACAUUACUGAAUUUUUAAGAAAGAAAUUAUGUGCUAUAAUAGUGUUCUUGACUUGGAGAAUUCUUGAAAGUCUCAAGGGGUAUCCCUGGAGAAUCUAAGGGUCUCCUAUAACAAGAUUAGAUUUAUGAGACACUUGUAGUUUAUAUGAAGUUUUCAAAUUCACAGUUAAUGAGGUUUCCCUGGUGGGGCCCAUACAAAUGAAGAUGUCAGAGCAAAGUGAAGCAUAAACUCCUACUGCAGUUUGGGGGUCUAAUUUCAUGAUAAUGUGGAAAGAGAGAGAGAGCAAAACAUAUAGCAACAUUUAUAUCAAUCUUCAGGAAAAGCAGAGUUAAAAUAACUUCUUGUGGUUUUUUGUAAUAGAUUAAAAAAUAAAGGUACUCAAAAAUCUAAUGAUCGAUUGGAAAAAGUAAUGGGAGAACAAUACACAAACUGUUCUUGAACCAUAGUCUGAUUUUCAGUGAUUGCCACUGCUUUAGGGUAAUUCCAGCAUGCAACAACUGUCUUAGAUCAAUGUCAUUACCAACUGCAUUGUUUUGGGAUAUAACGUCUGAAGCAGUCAAGGAGUGGAUGAGGAGAGGUAUUUGUGGACUAGUGUCCCAUUUAGGCCUUCUCUGAGGCUAUGAUAUCUCUGUAUAAACUUAAGAAACAUUUUCUUUUAUAUUUUAAUCUUAUUGAUUACAAAAGUCUGCUGCAGACAUACAUUUCAUAACAAAUUUGCCUUGUUUUAAUGUUUCUUUAGUUCCAUGCCAGAAUUAAAUGGAAGUUACUAGAGUAAAAAAAGGAAAAAAUAUACAGAAAAUGGUUUUUACCUGAUUUAGUCUCUACCUCAUAGGGGUUUUAUAAGUAUUAAAUGGGACAAAGUAUGUGCAAUGUCAGGUACCUAGUAAACACUCAGUAAAUGUUACCAGUCAUAAAGCCUUCUAUUACCAAUUUUCUGAUACAAAAUAGCUUGCACACUUUCCUAUUUCUCUUUCUAAACUUAGGAGAAAUCUCAUGAUACUCUCAUUUGUUACUUCCUUAAUUACAUCUGAUUGAACCAGAUUUUAGGAAUCUGUAAGUUAUAUGCCCUCUCUGAAUGAUCUAUUCAAUAGUAACAUAAUGUGAGCCACAAUUUCAAGUCAUAUCUGUAAUUAAAAUUUUCCUAGUGAUGAUAUCAAAAAAGCAAAAGGAAACAGGGAAAAUUAUUUGAGUGAUAUACUUUAGCCUGAUAUUUGCAAAGUAUCAUCAGUUUCAUUGAUUUACAUGUAAUCAAUGUAAAAUUAUUAGAAAAAAAUACUUUUUUACAUUUUGAAAAUCUAGUGCAUAUAUUAUACACAUCUCAGUUCAGACUAUCUACAUUUCAAGAAUUCAAUAGGUACCUGGACAGUAUAGAUUUAUAUGAAGAGAAAAUGAAAUUUAUAGUAAAGAAAAUUCUCUAUAGUUACGUGUUUUCUAUCAUUUACAAGUGGAUAACUUCUUUUCUAAAUAAGACAGGAUCGUGAUAAGUAAGGAGAGUAGCAAAGUUAAAACAAAGACUGUUUUUGUUUGUUUUUGUUUAAAGUCACUUCUAAUUAUAACCUACUUUAUUAUGCGAAAGCCUAGAUUUAGGCAGAAACACUUGUCUCAAACAGGCAUUAAUUCUUUGGGGUAUUCAAAAUUAACUUUUUUUUAAAGGAUGGUGUUAGUUAAUCAAGUUAUAGCCACAACACAAAUCUUGAUUUUUGGUGAUUCAAUGAGAUAAUGCCCACAAGAGCAUUCUGUUAGUUAUAAAGCACUAUAAAAUGCAUAGUGAGGUGGAAGACAGUGUGGUGAUUUCUCAAGGAUCUAGAAAUAGAAAUUCCAUUUGACCCAGCAAUCCCAUUACUGGGCAUAUACUCAAAGAACUAUAAAUCGUUUUACUAUAAAGGCACAUGCACAUGUAUGUUCAUUGCAGCCCUGUGUGCAAUAGCAAAGACCUGGAACCAACCCAAAUGCCCAUCAAUGAUAGGCUGGACAAAGAAAAUGUAGUUCAUAUAUACCAUGGAAUACUAUGCAGCCAUAAAAAACGAUGAGUUCAUGUCCUUUGUAGGGACUUGGAUGAAUCUGGAAACCAUCAUUCUCAGCAAACUGACACAAGAACAGAAAGCCAAACACCACAUGUUCUCACUCACAAGUGGGUAUUGAACAAUGAGAACACAGGGACUCAGGGAGAGGAGCAUCACACACUGGGAACAGUUGUCAGGGGGAUGGGGAGGGAUGACAUGGGGAGAAAUGACAGAUACAGUAUGCACCUAAAAUUAAGUAAAUAAAUUUUAAAAAUGCAUAGUGAGGAUCAAGACCAUUUUUAUCACCUAGAGAGUUAUAGGUGAGUGCACUUAAAAUAUAAUGCUUUCCCUUUCCUUUCUAAAUGGACUUCCCGUGUACAAGUUAUUCAUAGAAAUCAGACACAUUCUUUUCUUUCUUAAACUCUUAGGUCUAAAGUCAAUAGCUAAAAGGAUAAACCCAGGUUGGGAUUAAUUUUUCAAAGAGAAUACUUAAAAGCAUUCCCUUUGUCUUUCCUUUCAUUUCCCCAAUCCAAUUAUUUCAUACUUACACAAUGGUUGUUUGGGUCUCCAAUUAGCUAUCUUUUUUUCAGUGCAGAUAAAUAGCUGAUUAGAUCUUUCUUUGAUUUUUAUGAAGUUUAGUAGACAACACUGAAUGUUUAUUUCUUCCAUGUACAUAACCUAGAAAUGCUUAGAACAAUGGCAGCAAGAACAGGUAACAGAGAGGAGAUGAUAGAACUGAGAAAUUAAAGCAAGGUCAAUGCCAAUUCCAUAGGCUGAUUAUAGUUUUCACUGCAUUAUGAGUAUUAAAAACUGUUUAGACUGACUAGAGGAAAUGAUGGGGAUGGUGACAGUUAUUUUAAUUAGAGUGGCCAGGGAAUGAAGUGAACAAGACUAUGAUGUCUACUUCUGAGAGAAGAACCUUUCCAGACAGAGGGAACUGACAGUGCAAUGGCCUUGAAGUAAGAAGUUUCUUGUCAUGGCUGGAAUAGAGACGACUGGUAGUAUAGUUUAUCUAAGAGUUGGCAGAGAGCCAGAAUGCAUAAGGAAUGAUAAGCGCUUUAGAUUUCUUUUCUAAAUAAGACAGGAUGCCAAUAGAGGAUUUUGUUUUUGUUUUUGUUAUUCUUUCAGUUGUGGUAAGAAGAUAUUAGAUCUAUCAUUGUAACAAAUUUUUACCUGUACAAUAUAAUAUUGUUGAAUACAGGUACAAUAUGGUAUAGAAUAUCUUUACAGCUUAUUCACCUCCCUUGACUGAAACUUAAUUUGUCACUCCUCAUUUCACUCUCUUCCCACCUGGCAACCACCAUUCCACUCUUGGAUUCUAUAAAUUUGCCAAGUUUUAGAUACUUCAUAUAAUAGAAUGAUAAAAUAUUUAUCUUUCUAUGUCUAGCAUAUUUCAGUUAGCAUAAUAUUUUGCAGUUCAUACGUUUUGCCACAUAUUGCAGAAUUUCCUUCUUUUUUUUUUUUUGAAAGGAGAGAAGGAAAGAAAGAAAAAAAAGGAGUGAAGGAAAGGAAGAAAGGAAGAAAAAGAGGGAGAGAGAAUGGGAAUAUUGCUUUAUUCUAAAAAUGGGUCUUAAUAAUGGCCAAUCAAUAUUUUGUGUAUUUAAAGUGGAGAGCUCUAUAAAUAUUUAUUAAGUUUACUUGUUCCGGAUCUGAGUUCAAGUCCUGGAUGUCCUUAUUAAUUUUCUGUCUUGUUGAGUCUAAAUCUCUUUAUGGGUCUUAUGUAUCUGGGUGUUAGAAUGAUAAAAAUGGUCUUGAUCCUCACUAUGCAUUUUUAAAAUUUAUUUAUUUAAUUUUAGGUGCAUACUGUAUCUGUCAUUUCUCCCCAUGUGAUCCCUCCCCAUCCCCCUGACAACUGCUCCCAGGGUGAGAUGCUCCUCUCCCUGAGACAAUGUGUUCUCAUUGUUCAACACCCACCUGUGAGUGAGAACAUGUGGUGUUUGGCUUUCUGUACUUGUGUCAGUUAGCUCUUAUUGUUGCAUUGAUCCUUUUACCACUAUAUCUUUGUUGCUUUGAAAUCUAUUUUAUCAGAUGCAAGAAUUGCAACUCCUGCUUUUUAUUUAUUUAUUUAUUUAUUUAUUUUUGCUCUCCAUUUGGUUGGUAAAUCUUUCUCCAUUCCUUUGUUUUGAGUCUUUGUGUAUCUUUGGCUAUGAAAUGGGUCUGGAUGUACCACACCAUUGGGUUUUGGCUGUAUCUUUUGAUUGGGGGAUUUAGUUGACUCAAAUUUAGGGUUACUGCCAUUUGAUGUUAACUGGCUGUUUUAUCCAUUUGUUGAUGUAAAUUCUUCUUUAUGUUGAUGCUUUUUACUUUUUAGCAUAUUUUUAGAAAGGCUAAAAUAUAUUAGCCUUUCUAAUAUAUUUUAUUAGAUUGUUGGUUGUUCCUUUCUAUGUAUAAUGCUUCUUUCAGAAGCUCUUGUAAAGCAAGCCUGGUGGUAAUAAAAUCUCUGAGUACUUGCUUGUUCAUAAAAGAUUUUAUUUUUUCUUCAAUUGUGAUGCUUAGUUUGGCAGGAUAUGAAAUUCUGGGCUGAAAGUUCUGUUCUUUAAGGAAGUUGAAUAUUGGCCCCCACUCUCUUCUGGCUUGUAGGUUUUCUGCUGAGAGAUCUGCUGUAGGUCUAAUAGGCUUCCCUUUGUGGGUAACCUGACCUUUCUCUCUGGCUGCCCUUAGUAUUUUCUCCUUUGUUACAACCCUGGUGAAUCUAACGAUUAUGUGCCUUGGGGUUGCUCUUGAGGAAUAUCUUCGUGGUGUUCUCUGUAUUACCUGGGGUUGAAUAUUGUCCUGCUUUGCUAGAUUGGGAAAGUUUUCCUGAAUAAUAUCCUGAAGAGUAUUGUCCAGCUUGGAUUCAUUCUCUCUGUCACAUUCAGGUACACCUAUCAAAUGUAAAUUAGGUCUUUUCAUAUAGUCCCAUAGUUUUUGGAGACUUUGCUCAUUCCUUUUUAUCCUUUUUUCUCUAUUCUUGUCUUCUCAUUUUAUUUCAUUAAAUUGAUCUUCGACCUCUGAUAUCCUUUCUUCUGCUUGAUCAAUUCGGCUAUUCAAACCUAUGCAUAUUUCACUAAGUUCUCGUGUUGUGUUUUUUAACUCCAUUAGUUCAUUUAUAUUCCUCUCUAUAUUGUCUAUUCUUGUUAGCAUUUUGUCAAACCUUUUUUAAAAGUUCUUAGUUUCUUUACAUUGGGUUAGAACAAGUUUUUUUAACUCCCAGAAAUUUCUUAUCAUCCACCUUCUGAAGCCUACUUAUGUUAAUGGAACACAGUCCUUCUCCAUCAGGGCUUGUUCCGUUGCUGAUGAGGAACUGUAAUCCCCUGUAUAGGGAGAGGGGUUCUGAUUUUGGGUAUUCUCAGCCUUUUUAGGCUGGUUUCUUCCCUUUGUUAUAAAUUUAUCCAUCUGUCAUCUUUACAAUUACCACCUUUCUAAUUAGGUUUCUGAGUGGACGUCCAGUUUAUUGAUUCCCAGUGCUGGAAUCCGAGCAACCCACUGCACUGGCCAAAACAGCAGCAAUAAGACUGGUGGCGCUCUUCUGCCCGGGAAUCUCCAGUCUGGCUUCCUUCUUGAGUCCGUAAUAAGCGGCUCUGCCUUCCCGGAGCUCCAAACAUCGGUCAGAAAGGGAACCAGUCCCGUUUACUCUGCAUGAAGAGCUGCCUCACCGAGAUGCCAGCAAAAACCGCUGCGCUGGCCACAAGAGUGGCGCUGGCGACCCAUGGGGCUCCUCCACUUGGAAUCUUCUGGUCCAUAAGCGAUGAAAAUUCAUCUGAAAGUGUGGCGUCCUCUCGUUCUCUGCACUUUCCCUGGGAGCUGCAAUCCUGAGCUGUUAGCGAUCAGCCAUCUUGGAAUUUUUUUUUUUUUUUUACACAUUUAUUUAGAAAAGCAACAUACAGUAAUAGGUAUUUCAGAGAAUGAAACGAAGUGUAAAGAGAAAUACAAAAGACACUUAGGAGUGGAUUUUACCGUAACUGACUAGGGGAACUCUGGUGCCAGGAAGUUCACAAGUCUGUGACCACCGCUGCAGCUAUGGCCAGUUCUGUGGACUGACGUUAUGCUGUGAUUCAUUGUUCUUUCAUUUAACAAAUGUGACAGGGACUGGGCUGGGGACGCACAGGAACAAAUGGGUCUCUCUGCCCAUGGGAGCUCAGAUCUAACAGUGAGACAGAGGUGCAAACAGCUAGCAAGGGACAGUGUAGGUAGUGCCACCAAGGUGCAGGCUCAGGGUGCUAUGGGGACCUGCAAGGCCACCAGACUGAGCUUUGGGUAGCUGGGAAGGCUUCCUGGAGGAGGUGAGGCCAGAGGUGGGUAAGCCUGGGCCAGGCACGAGGCAGGCCUCUCAGCUCCCGUGUGUGGUUCCUCAAUACCCUGUGUGCAGGCCCCUCAGCUGACCUGUCUUCUGUGAAAUUCUCUAUCCCACUGUCUGUUCUAUUCACACUGUGCUUUGACUUGGUGGUCGGCUUUCAGGAACCUACAUCUUAUACUCCAAAACUUGGCUGCUGUUUCCUGGGAGGUUCUUUUUUUUUGAGAUGGAGUCUCACUCUGUCACCCAGGCUGGAAUGCAGUGGUGCAAUCUCGGCUCACUACGACACUUCCUGGGUUCAAGCAAUUCUCCUGCCUCAUCCUCUCUCUAGUAGCUGGGAUCACAGAUGCACGCCACCACGCCCGGCUAGUUUUUGUAUUUUUAGUAGAGACGGGUUUCACCAUGUUGGCCAGGCUGGGCCUCAAACUUCUGACCUCAUGUGAUCCGCCUGCCUCGGCCUCCCUAGGUGCUGGAAUUACAGGCAUGAGCCACUGCACCCAGCCUUGGAGGUUCUCUUACGCUUGGUGUUUUUCAUGGCACCUGUGACUAUGCUUUGGAUGGAGCAGCUGCCCACCUGACCCUGGCUGGGCCCAAGACCAUCAGCCCUUCUCCAGUACCUGGCUGAGGCAGGAUGAGGUGGGUGUUUGCCGUGGGUGAAAAGGGGCCAAAGACACUGAAAUGAAAGCCACAGAAACCACACCCAUGAGGCUGUUGCCUGGGCAGAGGGCUCAGAAUACUUCCUAAGUGGAGAAAGUCAAAGCACAUAGCAACUGUCUCAAGGGCACAGUCACGUGAAGGAAAGCAAGAAACAAGUAUGCUGCUGUAACCCCACACUAGACAACAGGGCACACCCUCCCUCCCUCGGUGGAACUCCCUGGGGACCCGCGGUGGCUCAGUUAAAGGUGUUGCGGAAGCUGCGCUCCUGCUCCUUGCGCCGGGCCUCACACACCUUGAUCACCUCCUCCACCUUCCUCUGCAGCAGGGCGGAGUUCUGGUUGAUCCACUGCAGUGAGUCCAUGUGCGCGUUGAGGAGCUUGCAGAUCUCCUGCAGCAGGUCGCUGGUGUCGGCAGGGGACC
Molecule: messenger RNA, 28219 nt
Organism: Callithrix jacchus (white-tufted-ear marmoset)
Lineage: Eukaryota; Metazoa; Chordata; Mammalia; Primates; Cebidae
Gene: THEMIS
Product: thymocyte selection associated
Biological process (GO): T cell receptor signaling pathway
Cellular component (GO): cytoplasm; nucleus
Source: RefSeq, a predicted model, not a curated record